Molecule: messenger RNA, 1010 nt
Organism: Cercospora beticola
Lineage: Eukaryota; Fungi; Ascomycota; Dothideomycetes; Mycosphaerellales; Mycosphaerellaceae
Source: RefSeq, a predicted model, not a curated record
CCCGUUUCUGCCAAGCCUGGUCCGACAGCAGCAUCACCCAAGCAGCUCUCCGCCAUAGUCAGCAAUUGAGAGACACUCGAGCUCUCGACGCGCUCAAAACUUCCUACACGCCUCCCCGAGGGCAUUCAACAGUCAUGGCCGGUCUUCGCACGGCGCUGCGCCUGGCGCCGCGAGCACAAUUCGUCCGCCCUUCCACCACUCCCUCGAACCUCGCGAAGCGCACCUAUGCCUCAGCACCAGCGAUCAGACGGCCGGCAACAGACGACAAGAGUGCGAGCGAGGCGGAGCAGGCGUCUGAGGAUGUUGGAGAUCCGAACAUGAAUGGCAACUACCCAGAUCCAAGUCUCACGUCGGCGCUGCCCAUCAAGAGACAAUUCCGUGAUCCACACGGCGACUGGUGGGACAAGCAAGAACGACGAAACUACGGCGAGCCCGUCCAUGAGGACAAUGAUAUUCUCGGCAUCUUCUCUCCUGAGGUGUACACACAUUUCACAUCUGCCUGGGGUGGUGUGCUGCUCGGCACUUUUGUCGGAGCUGUUGGAGUGCUUUGCGCCGUUGUUUACAGAUUCUAUCCCGACAGACCCUCUGUUUCCCGGACCUUCUCAGAUGGACUAGAGGCUGAACUCGGCGGACCCAAGGCUGUCCGAGCACGCAGUGAGAAUGAGGGCGAUGUCGCCGUCCUGGACCGAUCUGUCGUCUAAUCAUGCAGACGGGACGUGUACAUAUCCAGCGAAGAGCUUCCCUUUGUACUAUGAACAGAUGAGCUCACUGAAAGCUCAAAAUGACCAUUGGCCAUGUGCUAACAUGAACCGUUUAUUGAACCCAUCCCAGCUUGGACACUCGAACUCGUUGUCGCCACCAUGCAGUAACAUGAAGAAGAAGCUGGACACUCUUCGAGUGCUAUGCAUUGGGAGGCUGUUGUCAAUGCGCGGGCUUUCAAGUCCAUUUAUGUUCUGGCCAAGGAGACGCGAUACGUUUCUAGCACAUAAGCGACAAGUGUACGCAACGGG